Messenger RNA from Asterias rubens (European starfish), 3068 nucleotides. RefSeq lists its product as uncharacterized. The record is from RefSeq and is a predicted model, not a curated record. Bases 9 to 1685 code for a protein of 558 amino acids. The transcript is spliced from 18 exons. Lineage: Eukaryota; Metazoa; Echinodermata; Asteroidea; Forcipulatida; Asteriidae.
CUAACAAGAUGGCGGAUGAAAAAGGUAAAAAACUACUUUCAGUUGCGGCAAUGACGUCUCAAGAACUGGCCAAACUUGCACUUGAGGAUGCGAUGCUGGCAGAACACUCUAGCGGAGAGGAUUCUUCAGGAGAUGAUGAUGAUGAUAUUCGGCCGUCCAUUGCAGAUCAGCAGAAGGUUGGGUUCUUCAGUCAAGAUCGAGCCACCCAGACAGAGAGAUCGGACAUUGUUAACCUCAAAGAAAUGACACAAGACAUUCAAGGUCUACUCAAGGAGUCUCAAAGAUUGAAACGAGAAUUAGCAGUAACAAAACAAGUGAUGCAAGCUGACUAUGAGAACAAAUUGCAGGAGAAGACUCUAGAUAUGUAUGUAAGAAUCAACGAAAGAGUCGAAGAGCUACAAAAGAUGCAUACUGAGAGAGUGGAAGUAGUGCGUCGAAGCUUUCGUCAACAAAUGGCUGAUGCUAUAGUUAAGCUCAACAAUGAUUGGAAGACUCAUGCAGGACUUAAAAUGCAAGUUGAACAGAAGCGUCUAUCCAAUAAAAAUGAGCAGAUUGGUGAGGACUACGUGAAGCUACAACAGCAGGUUGCACAGCAGGAAGGUAUCAUUGAUAUGCUACGUAUGCAGGUUGCACAAAUAGCCCAGGAGCCAAGGAGUGAAGCAUCUACACCCAGUGCUGUUUAUGAAGUUGAACAUCUCCGAGAUGAAAUGGGGACACUACAGCAGAGAAUAGAUUCCAUGGAGGAAGCAAUGGAUAUUAAAGAUGAUCAAAUAGAAGAAUUUAACAAAGAAGUGAGCAAAAUUACCAAGGAACUUGAAAAGGAGAGAAUACAAGUCAAGCAGCUUCUACAUGAAUUGGAAGAAGCAAAAUCAUCCGCCCAUCAAGAAAUGGCUUCACUCCGAAGGAAUGCUGAUAAACAACGCCUUCAGAUGGAGAGGGAGAUGCAAGACAAGAUGUCAAAAGCGAGGGAUGAGAUUUAUUCAACAAAGGAGCAGGAGCGUCAAAAAAUGGUUGGAAUUGCUCGUAAACAUGCUAAGGAACAACAACAACAAGAAGAAGAGAGAUUGCGACUGUUAGACGAACAACGCAAGACGGCACUAGCUCUACAAAAGAAGGAACGAGAGAGUGCCUUAGUUGCUUCUAAAAGUGACACAGAUCUCUCCAAAUUGAAGAAGAUUGAAAUCUUCCUGAAGCUAGAAGUAGAACGGUUGAAGAAAGAGCUUGCCAGAACAACUAAAAUGUGGGAAAAGAAAUUUGCCAUUCUGCAAAAAAGUUUAUAUGCCCUGAAAGAUGAGAGCUUUGUGAGACAAACAUUGCAGAAACAAGCAGCAACACUCCAUCAUGCUUCAGUCUCAUAUUCUGCUGAUGCACCUCUUGGGGUAAUGCCAAGCAGCCAGCCUACCAAUACACCCAGGAAACAACAUCCCCUGCCUGGAAUAGGUCAGAUGUCAAAGGUCAGAGACCCUAGACUUGACCUCAUCUCACCUUUUACUGUAUCCCCUCCUGCAGGCAGAGGAGUUGAACUCUUCUCAGCUGCAGCUUCCCAAAUUGUUGACAAUGAUGGCGAGGAUAUUGAAGAUUCCUACAUCGAAGGUGUCAUACCUCUUCCAUCGCCUCCACCAAAAUGGAAGCAAGAUAGCCGCCCUUCAACAUCUGGACAAGUGAUUGUUAUGCCUACAGCAUAAAGACACAACAUAAACAGGUACAUCAACAGGGUUGGACAAGUGAUAGUUAUGCCUACAGCUUAAAGACACCGUAUCAAAAACAGUUACAUCAUCAGAGCUAUCUAGAUCAACCUGGAACGCAAAUCACCUGGUUGGUUACAUGUGAUGACAAAUCAGUUGUACAUGGUGUACCAAGUAUACCUACAGCCAAACCUCGUUGUGGGUUUCUUGAACGGUUGUAAAGGCUAGUUUAUGGUCGGUCAUGGGAUGGUAGCAUGGAAAACUGUACGCGUAAUAAUAACAAAAACACAGGUAAUAGUUAUAGCCGAGGCAUCCGUGCCUCGUCUUUGAAGACAAUAGAGUCCUUCAGCCGGACUGAAGUCUCAUUCAACAGUGUACAUGUACAUGUACAUGUAUUUGCAAAGGCUAAAAGAGUUCAGAAGCUCCAAGCAUUAUUCUGAGAAGCCCUUGAUAAUGCCACGAUUAGAUCGUCUCUCACCGACAUUUUGAGAGAGGUCUUUAAAGCUGUUAAUCAAACCGUAACCCAACCAUAGGAAUGAUUUACCAAGCCCUCUCGUGGCGAGUCCUUGUAUUCUAGCACUCUGUCCAAGAUAAUUUUUUAUUUGUAUAGAUCUUUUAUUUGUAUACUUGUACAUACUGUAUUUGUUUAAGACAUCUAAUUUGAGGCAUCAGUGUCUUGGCGUGAAGACACUGGGGUCCUUCAGUGUUAGACUACUAUCCUGGCACAACUUUACUUUUGAAACUCUAGGGGAGAUGCCCAACUCGUCUUUCACAGACAUUUACAGCAGUUGAAAAUAUCAGAGAAAUUAACAGCAGUUGAUCAAACAAUGUAAAUCUUGGGAACAGUUUCAAACACAUUCCGUCCAUAUUUAAAAAAAAUUAUUUAUAGAUAAAUAUUUAUACUUGUGAAUACUUCAGUAAGACAUUUAAAUUCCUUUUGAUAAAUAAGCAACAAGAGCGUAAAUUUGUGAAAGUAUAAAAUUUAACAAUUCAAAUUUAUACAUGUGCAUUUGUCGUUCUUUGUUGAGAUAAAACCCUUGCCCCUAGUCCCUGUUAUAAAACAGUAAAGACGGCAUUAAAUAAACGACACAUCAAAGAAUAAGUAUUUCAAUGUUAAUUGAUUUUUUCAAUUUAUUUUAUCAGUGCAACAAAUCAACAUUUCCAAAGGCAAAUGGUAACGAUCCAAAGACAACUUUACUUCGUAUAACUAUUUAGAGGAAUCCCUGUAUUCAAAGGAUUACAACAGGCAUAUGAUUUGGCCCUUGGAAGAAAGGAUGCGAAUUAUAUAUAGUGCAAUGGCUGAUCCACAUGUAACAAUGUAUUGAAGUGUAUUCACAUCUCAAUACAAUUUUGCAAAUUUUACUCCAAAGUCAGAAAUUUUAC